Vicia villosa (hairy vetch) is the source of this 759-nucleotide messenger RNA. RefSeq lists its product as uncharacterized. The record is from RefSeq and is a predicted model, not a curated record. NCBI's taxonomy places the organism in Eukaryota, Viridiplantae, Streptophyta, Magnoliopsida, Fabales, Fabaceae. The transcript has 2 exons. Bases 124 to 627 code for a protein of 167 amino acids.
AUAAAUUUCCUUCUCCUUUUCUCUUCUCUUCCAUUCUUUCUACUCACUUCCUUCUAUACCACUCACAACCAACUUCACUUCACUUCUCUUCCAUUCUUUCAGCAACCAACUGAACGGUUAACAAUGGAUCUUACUGAUGUUCAACCUUCUUCCCUAACCCAGAAAAAACUGAGGGAUUUAGUUACUAUCAACACCGUGCUCUCCGGUGUGUGUUUCGUCGGAAUAAUCUUGGCUGUUUUGGAGGAUCAACGCAGCUUAAAGAAAGAAACAAAGUGCAACCCUACAAAAACAGAUAUGGAGAACCUGGUUAUGUAUGGAAUAUUCUCAUUUGUUUUUCCUUUGUUUUCUACACUUCUAGCUCUUACUCUUAAGACGAACACACUCAAUACACCUGUCUCAAUGCGCUGGUAUAGAUUUACCGCCAUGAUUUGCUUAUCUGCAUUUGUGGUUGGAGUUGUAUUUGUGAUGCUUACUUUUAUGGAGAUCGCCGUGAUCGAAUUGGGAAACUUCUCCUGUGGAAACGCCUCCAAAAUGGUUUCCGGAGUUGUGUUCGCUUUUGGUAGUUUAGGAGCUAUUAUAUUUGGUUAUCGUUUUGUUUGUUAUUUUUCUGUUGCAAAUUUGGUUUAAGAAUAUUUGUAAUUCUGGUUAAUGUAUGCAUGGAGAUAUGAUUUCUAUCCCUGUUGCACUGUCAUGUAAUCACUUUGAAGGACCAAUUUAACAAGCAGCUUUGUUGUUCUAGAGAGGAAGACGAUUGGUGUU